Molecule: messenger RNA, 1088 nt
Organism: Lotus japonicus
Lineage: Eukaryota; Viridiplantae; Streptophyta; Magnoliopsida; Fabales; Fabaceae
Product: probable nucleoside diphosphate kinase 5
Exons: 6
Coding region: 176-718 (180 amino acids)
Biological process (GO): GTP biosynthetic process; CTP biosynthetic process; UTP biosynthetic process
Molecular function (GO): nucleoside diphosphate kinase activity
Source: RefSeq, a predicted model, not a curated record
UUGGAGCAAGUCAUUGUUCGUAACUAGCUAGGUUCCUUGCACUGUUUCUGGUCUGCUUCAUAUGACACGUGCGAGAGGUAUUUCUGUCUCUGAAAUCGCUUUGUUCUUUUUCCCUCUCACUGCAUAACCUGUUUGAAUAGCGAUUGAGAAGAAGAUCAUUAGUUUGAUUAUUCAAAUGAGACCCCUUUUGGUUGGAUUCUUCAGAGUACUUGCCCUUUUUGUUUUCUGCUCAGUUUGCUGUUGCAGUUCUUCCACAGAAGAAAGUACAAAAUUGGAGAAAACUUUAGCUAUUAUUAAACCAGAUGGAUUGUUUGGUAACUACACAGAUGAUAUCAAGGGAACAAUUUUAGAACAGGGUUUCAGCAUUGUUAAGGAAAAGAAUGUUCAGCUUGAUGAGGCAACUGUGAAAACAUUUUAUGCAGAGCACUCUUCAAAAGGCUUCUUUCCUAGCCUUAUAAAAUACAUGACAAGUGGACCGGUAUUACUUAUGGUUUUGGAGAAGGAUAAUGCUAUUGCUGAUUGGCGUGCCUUAAUGGGCCCUACUGAUGCGAGCAAGGCCAAGAUUACUCACCCUCACAGCAUCAGAGCAAAAUGUGGAUUGGAUACUGAAAAAAAUUGUGUUCAUGGUUCAGACUCUCCCAAAUCUGCCCUGAGGGAGAUAACAUUUUUCUUCAGAGAGCUCUCUGCAGAUGUAAUUGCAGAACAUGACGAGUUGUAGUUGGUGAAGGCCGGUUUCAGAAGAGUUUAUCUUGUGACUUUGAGUAGGUUUAUAAAAAUAGUUUAUAACCUACCUAUAAGCUUUUUUUGAGCUUAUUCUCACAAGCUGCUCAAAUUAGCUUAUGAGUAAACGUUUAUACCUAACUAUGAACUAUUUUGAGUUAUUUCAAUAUGAUUCUUAAAUUAAUUUGUGAAUAAGCCCUUAUGUGACAAGCACUUAUUCACUUUAUUGAGCUAAGCUGAUUACCCAAACACCUCCAAAAGUUGAAGCAGAAAAACAACAUUUUUUGUGAGGCUCGCUACUGUUAUAUAAAUCAUUGAAAUUUAAAGGAUUACUUUACCUCAGUGCUGAUCACCACUUCUACUCUUUU